GUCAAAGGCUCCAUUCUGAUCAUCUCCCGGAAGUAUUAUAACUUCACAAACGACGCACACCGUAAGGGUGAUACAAUCAAGCCGUUCACGCCAAAGGAGAGCUGGAGUUUGCUCAUGAAAUUGCUCGGGUCGCAAUGGGCUGAAGAAGACAGAAAAGGUCUUAUCAAGGGGUCCGAGGAAAGGGCUGCCACGGGGCUGUUGAAGAACUUGGGCGGGCUUGCUCUUGCGAUCGAACGCGCGGCUGAAUUGAUCAAAAACGAUUCCAUCGGAGGACCCAACAUUGCAUCGACAUACGAAGAGUUCAAAUCACAACAGACCAACCUGCCAAAGUGCCCAGCAAGUGCUCGCUCCGACGUUGUCCUCGCUCUCAACUCACUUUGGAACAUGCGAUUUACCAAUCUGUCAAGAAACGCUUUGGCGCUGCUGAGCGUCCUAUCGCUCUUGUCUCCAGAUGGUAUCCUAAUUGAUCUCUUUCUCCCGCGAAAUCAAAAAGCAUUAGACGGGAGACUUGCAUUCUGCAAGCAGAUUACUCAACACAUGGAGGAUGCGGACUCGAACACGGCGCUGUCCAGUGUCAUCACUCCUCCACCUCUUCUCCGCAAAGCAAUCCAAGCAGGAAGGACGUGAGCUCUGGGCACAUCGUGUCGUCCAGGAGGCAAUAAACUACCACUCCUCUGAAGAUUUGCAGGAGUACUUUGACGCCGCGGUAGCUUUGGUUAUGAAGCUUUUCCCAAGCAGGUUCGCGGUGACUAUUUAUUGACUUGCUUGCCAAUUGUGGAUGGUUCUUGUAUGAAGUUUCUGAUUACCCCCUGUGUCUUCGUCUCAUGGAGACUGCACGAGUGGCAUGUGAGGACAAAGG
Hyaloscypha bicolor E is the source of this 859-nucleotide messenger RNA. RefSeq lists its product as uncharacterized. The transcript is spliced from 4 exons. The record is from RefSeq and is a predicted model, not a curated record. Bases 115 to 627 code for a protein of 170 amino acids. Lineage: Eukaryota; Fungi; Ascomycota; Leotiomycetes; Helotiales; Hyaloscyphaceae.